AUGGAUAGGAGCGUGAUUAAAAUCAGUCACUGUGACAAGGACAUCUUCUGUUUCUUUGUACCGGAGGAAUGUCCCGAGUGUGGGGUGAGCUUCAGCGGGAGGAGGCUGGAGGAGGCACCCGUCAGCAUCCCAAACCCCUUCACCAACGGCCAUAAGGUACCAUGUGCCUUCCUGAUCGCCCCAGCAGAGGAGAACAUCCUCAGGGAAUUUGAUGGUGGAUCGGAUCUGCACACUGGAAUCACCGACACUACCGGUGCGGUAUAUAACUAUACGAAGGAGGGCGUGAGGAGGGACCGACAGGGCUGGGAGCGCUGCAUCAGCAUCCCGUUGGUUCAACCUGACAUGUACAACCUGAUAAAUCAGUGGGAUCAGUAUCUGGAGAAAUUCUCCUCCAAUCAGAUGUGGGAUCCAGUCUGGAAGAGCUUUAACGAGGAGGAUCAUAACUGCUACACCUUCACACUGACGUUCAUCAACUGCGUCCUGGCCACCCAGACCAAGAAAGCCCUCGGCAAGGACGAGUUCACCCAGACGUUCGUCCUGCCGCGGGUCAAGAGAGCUUCAAAAUACAGCGCACUGUGUCAGGAGAUCAGCAAACAUCACUUCUACAUCACGGACAGGCGGAGAGGAGAGUCACGGGGUGGACAAGUGUCCUAAAACCAACCUCGAUUCUUAGCAUCGCUGUGAGGAUCAAGCACUGCGCUAAC
Messenger RNA from Trichomycterus rosablanca, 704 nucleotides. It is a transcript of the gene mkrn2os.2, whose product is annotated as MKRN2 opposite strand, tandem duplicate 2. Bases 1 to 654 code for a protein of 217 amino acids. The record is from RefSeq and is a predicted model, not a curated record. The transcript has 4 exons. NCBI's taxonomy places the organism in Eukaryota, Metazoa, Chordata, Actinopteri, Siluriformes, Trichomycteridae.